AUGCCUACCUUGCUUUACAGAUGGUCUAAUAUAGACACGCAAGGAAUUAAUUCCAAAAAGCUCUUUCGGGCUGGUUUGUUUAGUGAAGAUACUGACUACUUCACCCCGGAACAGAUCCAGCAGGCGGUAUUCAAUGAAUACUUUGUGCAACAUGUUAGCCGCAAAAAGACCCUAUCUCCCUUCAUUUCUACGUUUCAGUCCAUGCUUGCACCUGUCCAUCGGGCUUUACGGGGCAAAGAGGGAGCGAUAGUAUCAAUAAUCGACAGAAACAAACUCAUAUCACCAGUAUACUCCGCCCAGACUCUCGUGCUAAAGCUUAGGAUUAAGCUAGGAUUUUAUAACGGGGCUGGGGAGUACUUGGUUUGGGGUAAUAUCCCAAGUUCAGCUAUUGUAUGCUCUUUCAAAGUCAGCACGAUUGUACAGUUUACACAAGAGAAUCCUGAUCUGGGCGCGUUAUUCCAGCUUGAUACAAUCAGUUCAUUUGAAAAGAAUCAGAAGCGUUUGCAUCAAGCUCUUGCUCAAGGGCCGGGGCGUUUGGACCAUGCCUCCGGCGCAAUGAUUGGCAGGCUUUUAUCUUGUGUUGAGCUCCCUUAUGACUACUGCAAGCCUGUCAGCGAGGGCAUGUUCUACUCAUGGAGAAUGAACAGAACGGGAUCGUGGGAAGACUUCUACAGAGGUGUCGAGGAUGGCUAUUACUCUCUUACACAAGAAUUCACGACGCCGCCGCCGCUACUACCACCACAGACUUCCAUCAGGAGCACCGCAGAUGAAGAGGCUGACGAAGAGCCCUCCAUCCUAGAAUCAUCUGAUGACGACGGAAUUUCUGAUGAGGUUGAAUCUGAUGACGACAUGGCCAUGAAUGAAAAUACUAGUGUAGUGGAUACUCAUUGUCUGUCUCCCGUCCGUCCGAAUCUAGUUGUCAAAACCUUUGACGAGAUUACCGGUCAAUGGAUAUCACAGAGGGAUGAAAGCAAUAGUAGUCCUCCCAGAAUGCAGUCCCACCGAGAAACCAUUACGAUCGACAGUUCGGAUGACGAAGUCCCUGGUGCCUUCUCCAUCACAAAGCCCCAACAGCACAGCGAUGAACCGAUUAUAAGCCAAUCGCAGGACUUCUCUGACCUAGUAGACAAUGCCGCUGAGGACCUCGUUGUUUUGGCGGAAGAUAAAGACGACAGUACCUAUAACAGCAGGGUUAGUGUCUCUGUACAGCAAUCAGCUGAGCAGGACCAAUUCGCCACCGACAGAGAACGAGUCAGGAUGUUUUGGGGUUAA
Messenger RNA from Aspergillus tanneri, 1272 nucleotides. RefSeq lists its product as uncharacterized. Lineage: Eukaryota; Fungi; Ascomycota; Eurotiomycetes; Eurotiales; Aspergillaceae. The transcript has a single exon. Bases 1 to 1272 code for a protein of 423 amino acids. The record is from RefSeq and is a predicted model, not a curated record.